AGCAGGUUUGCUGCAACUGGGCGUACUUGUUCGCGAGCCGCGCCGUUUUCUGCUCACAAGCGUGUUUCGCGCGCUCUUAGGCGCCGGGAGUCGCUUUGCGGGAAUAAGUGUGUGGGGGAAUUUCACCGAUACCUGCACUUUCUCGACAUGUUAGUUCUCACUGUCCGCAUCUAGAUCUGUAGAUAUUUUUCACAAGCGCUGCACUUUGUCGUAGCCAGCACGAUGCCGCCUAUUCACAAUGGCACCGACCCGAAGGACACCAUAGAGAAGAUAAUCAAAGGCAACAAAGUAGUGAUUUUCAGUGCCUCUGGUGACCCAACGUGCGCACAGACGAAAGAUAUCUUUACUAGCCUAAAUGAACCCUACGUGGCCAUCGAAGUCGAUGAGGAAGGCUAUGGGCCACCAAUCCAGGAAGCGCUGAGCCAGAAGACAGGGCUGUCUGGCGUGCCUCAGGUGUUUGUUGGUGGAGAGCUGCUUGGUGGCAGCGAAGACACGGCCUCUGCACUGAAGAAAGGUACCCUUGGGCAGUUGCUUACGACUGGCGUCUCCUACGAUUAUGACUUAGUUGUCAUAGGCGGCGGAUCUGGCGGCUUAGCUGCUUCUAAGGAAGCUGCUAAGCUAGGGAAGAAGGUAGCUGUAUGUGAUUUCGUCAAGCCGACCCCAAAAGGCACAACUUGGGGUCUGGGAGGCACAUGUGUCAAUGUUGGCUGCAUACCAAAGAAGCUUAUGCACCAGGCUGCGUUAUUAGGCCAAGGCAUUCACGAUUCCAAGAGCUUUGGAUGGGACAUGCAAGAUGUCGAAUUCAAAUGGGAGACGAUGCGAAGCAACAUUCGGGACUACAUUGCAUCACUCAACUGGAAGUACCGGGUCAGCCUGCGGGAAGCGGGCGUUGACUACCUCAACGCAUAUGCACACUUUAUGGAUCCACACAAGUUGAAGUUGACCGACAAGAAGGGCGGAGAGAAGUUCAUCACAUCCAGAGAUUUUCUCUUAGCCAUGGGCGAAAGGCCACGCUACCCUGACAUUCCUGGUGCGCGGGAGCAUGCCAUCUCAAGUGAUGACCUGUUCUUCCUGCCCCACUGUCCCGGAAAGACGUUGGUGGUGGGCGCGUCAUACGUGGCGCUGGAGUGUGCGGGCUUCCUCCGGGGCAUAGGGCUCGACGUGACGGUCAUGGUGCGCUCCAUCCUGCUGCGAGGCUUUGACCAGGACAUGGCAGAACGCAUUGGCGACUACAUGGCAAAGGAGGGCAUCCGCUUCAUCCGGCCCUGUGUCCCUACAAAGUUGGAGAUGAUUGAAGAGGGGUCUCCUGGAAAAAUUAGGGUCACUGCAAAUGCAAAUGGCACAGAAAUUGUUGAGGAAUUCAACACGGUUCUGUUUGCAGUGGGGCGCGAGCCGUGCACGCACAGCCUUGGACUGACCGAGGCUGGAGUGAACGUGAACCCCAAGAACGGCAAGCUGCCAGCGAGGAAUGAGCGGACGAAUGUGCCUCACAUUUACGCUGUGGGCGAUGUUCUCGAGGGGCGCCCUGAGCUGACUCCUGUUGCGAUCCAGGCGGGCAUUCUGCUGGCACGCAGGCUUUACGGCGGCAGCGACGUCCAGUGUGACUACACCAACGUGCCUACAACUGUGUUUACACCCAUCGAGUAUGGCUGCAUCGGAUACUCGGAGGAGGACGCCAAUGCCAAGUUUGGAGCGGAAAGCAUUGAGAUUUUCCAUACAAGCUUCACGCCACUGGAGUGGACUCUUCCGAAACGUGGAACGGAUGCAGGUUACCUGAAGAUUGUCUGCCUGAUCCCUGAAAACAAUCGCAUUCUUGGCUUCCACUACCUGGGGCCCAACGCUGGCGAGGUGACUCAGGGCUUUGCUACUGCUAUGAAGCUAAACGCCACAAAGGCAGACUUGGAUGCCACCAUCGGAAUUCACCCUACGUGUGCUGAGCUCUUCACGACACUGACCGUCAGCAAACGGUCCGGGGCCAGCACCAAGCAGGGUGGUUGCUGAGGUUAAGCCCCAUCGCCAAAGUGCGUGGCCGCCUGCCUCCGAGGCACAGCGCACGUUUAACACCCGCAGUGUAGGAUUUUAACUGCAAGCUGCUACCUCACCGUGUUGCUUGCAUCUGAACGCACUGUGCCACCCGCACACGCCGACACCGGCCUAGCACGGUUGGCAGGCAGGCCCCCCCUUUGGCGAUGGGAUGAAGCCUUCCCGCACCCAACUACAGGAACAAGCUCGUCGGCUCCACACAAUUGUGUGACCUAUGACGGCAGUGCCGCGAAACUCAACUCCUGAGAGCGACCUGCCUGAUGCCGUCGACGUGGCUCUUCCUACGAGCUCAAGCAUGAAGUUGUUAACUUAAAAAAAAUUUUUUUUUUGCAAUUGCUUUUAACUCUGCGCUGUAUACUUGGUUGCGCUUUUCAUUAAAGAGUAUUUAUUUAAGCAUAA
This is a messenger RNA of Dermacentor silvarum, 2442 nucleotides long. RefSeq names its product thioredoxin reductase 1, cytoplasmic. Gene Ontology annotation, molecular function: thioredoxin-disulfide reductase (NADPH) activity; glutathione-disulfide reductase (NADPH) activity; flavin adenine dinucleotide binding. Bases 223 to 2001 code for a protein of 592 amino acids. Gene Ontology annotation, cellular component: cytosol; mitochondrion. The record is from RefSeq and is a predicted model, not a curated record. The transcript is spliced from 15 exons. Gene Ontology annotation, biological process: cellular response to oxidative stress; cell redox homeostasis; glutathione metabolic process. NCBI's taxonomy places the organism in Eukaryota, Metazoa, Arthropoda, Arachnida, Ixodida, Ixodidae.